Anolis carolinensis (green anole) is the source of this 2664-nucleotide messenger RNA. RefSeq names its product glucosaminyl (N-acetyl) transferase 1 (gene gcnt1). The transcript is spliced from 2 exons. Lineage: Eukaryota; Metazoa; Chordata; Lepidosauria; Squamata; Anolidae. The coding region runs from base 217 to 1527 and encodes 436 amino acids. The record is from RefSeq and is a predicted model, not a curated record. Gene Ontology annotation, molecular function: beta-1,3-galactosyl-O-glycosyl-glycoprotein beta-1,6-N-acetylglucosaminyltransferase activity. Gene Ontology annotation, cellular component: membrane.
UUCAAAAGAGAAGCUCUGAGCCUGGGAUGAAGAGGGAGGAGAGGCGGAGGAAAGAAGGAGGGGCCAGCCGGGCCUCCCUCCUCUCCUUCUCCUUCUUCUCCUUCUUCUCCUCCUCCUCCUCUCCGCAGGGCUUGCUGCAGGAAUCAUCUUCUGGGUAGUGAGAAUAAAAGGCUUGGAAGGUAGAGCUUGAUCAUGUAUACAACAAAAGCCUCCUAGAUGCAUGGGGAUUUCCAAACACGCUCUGAAAUGCUGAGAAGGAAACUUCGUCAGUGUCAUAUUCUACGUUUCAAGUUUCUCUUGGUGUUAAUUUUUACCAUUGGGACCUGGUCCCUUAUCCGAACUCACCAGAAACCAAGCUAUCUGCAUCAUGAACAUCUGGAGCUGAGUGAUGAAACCCCCGAUUCUAAUAUAAACUGCUCCAAGAUAUUGGAGGGUGAUCCAGAGGAAAUUCAGAAAGUAAAACUAGAAUUGUUAACUGUUUCAUUUAGAAAGCGCCCAAAGCUAACUGCAAAUGACUACAUUAACAAGACAACAGAUUGUGCCUCCUUUAUUAAGAGACGGAAAUAUAUUAUGGAACCCCUGAGCAAAGAGGAAGCAGAAUUUCCCAUUGCUUAUUCAAUAGUAGUUCAUCACAAAAUUGACAUGCUUGAAAGGCUUUUGCGAGCCAUCUAUGCACCUCAGAACUAUUACUGCAUUCAUGUUGAUAAGAAGUCUCCUGAAUCUUUCCUGGCUGCAGUUAAAGGGAUUGCUUCAUGCUUUGGCAACAUUUUUAUUGCCAGCCAACUGGAAAGUGUUGUGUAUGCCUCGUGGAGCAGAGUGCAAGCUGACCUCAACUGCAUGAAAGACCUCUACAGGAGGGGUGCGAACUGGAAGUACCUGAUCAACCUUUGUGGUAUGGAUUUCCCUAUCAAGACUAACCAGGAAAUAAUAGAGAAGCUGAAGGCCCUCAAAGGUGAAAAUAGUUUGGAAACUGAGAAAAUGCCUUCAAACAAGGAGGUACGGUGGAAAAAGCAUCAUGAAGUUAUUGAUGGUAAGGUAAAGAAUAUGGGAAUAGACAAGCAGCAUCCGCCUCUCAAUACACCCAUUUUCUCUGGCAGUGCCUACUUUGUUGUUAGCAGGAGGUUUGUUGAAUAUGUAUUGGAGAACACCAACAUCCUUGCUUUUAUAGAAUGGGCUAAAGACACGUACAGUCCUGAUGAAUACUUGUGGGCUACUCUUCAGCGAAUUCCUGAAGUUCCUGGAGCUGUCUCCGCCAGUAAUAAAUAUGAUGUCUCAGACAUGAACGCUCUGGCCAGGUUUGUUAAGUGGCAUUACUUUGAGGGGGAUGUGUCAAAGGGUGCCCCGUAUCCACCUUGCAGUGGGAUACACAUCCGCUCAGUGUGUGUCUUUGGAGUGGGAGACUUGAACUGGAUGUUGCGAAAGCACCACUUCUUUGCCAACAAGUUUGACACUGACAUCGACCCCUUUGCAAUACAGUGCUUGGAUGAGUACUUGCGAGACAAAGCUCUCUAUCAACUCAGACACUGACAGGCAAUAUUCUUCAUGGUACAAGCUGUCUUCUUUUGAUAAGGAUGUCAAAGAGAUACUGAGUGCAUUGUGUUUCUUCUUGCCUUUUUAAAAAACAGGUGUUGCAAGAUUAUGUUGUUCUGUGCAUUUGGAGAUCAGGUUUCCUCCAAAAUGAUCAUCAUAAUAUGCAUUUUGUUACAAAGGGCAUUCCGCUAUGAGUGGUGGUUUCCACAUCAGUGGGAUGGGGAAUCCUCUGGAUCUGGACCACAAAGGAGUUAACAGAGGUACUAUCCCCUAUCUCGUUUGAAGUCAGAAUAAAACCCAGAGGACUUGCUUUCCCAAUCACAUGGAAGUCCACUAGCCACCUCUGCUAAAGUUUUUUUUUAAGUUAAACACUUCUUAACCUCUCCAUUUAUUUUACUUUUUAAAAGAUGAUAUUAGAGAGCCAGUCCUGGAUCCUCAUCUGUCAUGGCCACUCAGGUUCUUUUUUCAUAAUUAUGACUAAAGAGAAAGAAAGGGAAGGAAUAGAAUUGCCAUGUUCUUGGGAUAAAAUUUCUUGGGAAAAAAUUCUUGAGAUGUCUAGCAGGAAGAGAGCAAGAGAUGAAAAUUGAUUUGAGUAAUUAGCCAUAGUUACAAAAUCUUAAGAGCAUCCAGAUGCUCUUUUUGCUGAGAUGUCUCUCUGGCCAAAUAACUAAAUCAUGAAUUUUUCACAACAACUCAAGGUAUUUUUGCAAAUAGGCUCACCAGCUAUCUGUGUAGAUUUAUGUUCAAAGGAAACCACAAUUUUUAAGCGUUAAUUUUAGGAAUCAACUUUAUCUUAAAUCACAUUAUAUUAGGUUUCCAGACUGGUGUGGCAGAAGUGUUCCAGCUAAACUUUUUCUCAGGGAAAAUAUCCACGUGCCUCAUUCUGUUAAGUACUUUAUUUUAUGAAAUAUAUCAGCUUUUGUAUGUUGUUCAAGAACACUCCUUGGAAUAUUUACUAUAACUGCUGAAGGGAAAUUCUGACUUAGCAGUGUGAGAUUUGACUUCCUGGGUACCUUUAAAUAUAAACUGGACAAUUCCUUUUAUUUGCAGGAGUUUGUAGUGCUAAACAGAAAAUGGAAAUUUGUAGUCAUGUAACCCUAUUUUCUUACAUUAAACUAAAACUUUGGAAUGGCA